Danaus chrysippus (African queen) is the source of this 264-nucleotide messenger RNA. Lineage: Eukaryota; Metazoa; Arthropoda; Insecta; Lepidoptera; Nymphalidae. The record is from the annotation of a GenBank genome assembly.
AUGGAAGAAAAUGCUAUCGAAGCGAGAGGAAAAGGAAAAUACGCCUUAUUGACUCAUCUCGCGAUCAUUCUCGCAGCUAAGUUCGGUCUGAUCAAGAUAGUAGUCGGCAUAGCGCUCGUUGUGUUGGCCGUGAAGGCCAUGCUGGUGAUGGCGUGGAUGUUGGCCGUCUCACAACACGCGCCUCACCUGCUCACUCAACACACACAACACACACAACACAAUGUUAUAUUUGAUAUUAUAUCGCACGGUCUCACACAUCACUGA